This is a messenger RNA of Bufo bufo (common toad), 3046 nucleotides long. RefSeq lists its product as uncharacterized. NCBI's taxonomy places the organism in Eukaryota, Metazoa, Chordata, Amphibia, Anura, Bufonidae. The coding region runs from base 106 to 3006 and encodes 966 amino acids. The transcript is spliced from 23 exons. The record is from RefSeq and is a predicted model, not a curated record.
UUGCGUGCUUGUGCAAUUUCUGUCUAAACACAGAUACAGCAUCAGGUCAUACGUGAUCACUGAGCUUGGCUGAUUGUUUGAAAUUCUGAAAAAGAAUACAGCAAGAUGGAGCCUUCUGACAAGAGGCCGAGGCUAGAAGAGUGGAUUCGCCUUUCUGACGGAUUCCGGCGUGUGGACAUGAGGAUUAUUUGUCCCGUCAUGAAAGCAGAAAAUUCUAUUCGUGUCCUUUACAAACUUCAACAAGAGAAGUUAACAGAAGCCAUUACAAGUGCAGGAAAAAGUCAUGGACUAAUAUUAGAAAAUAUUCAGUAUGGAUCCCAAACCACUUCAAGGGGAGCUGAAAGCAGUUUGUUGAUUAAAUUUAGAAACCCACUCCCAAAUGAUGAAAAUCUUUGCAGCAAAUUUAAGGAAAGUCUUGAGAGAAAUCUAUCAAGUACAAUGGUAAAGGAUAUUUUAGUUGAGAGAGUCCAAGAUGCAAGUCAAAGUAUUCCACAGCCACUUGUUUCAGAAUAUGACUUUGAAAUGCACAAGCUGAAGUUGUGCUUAGCAGAACUUGAUGGAAAGAAAGAAGAAUCCCCAAGUAGACUUGAUCUUUCGAUUGUAGGUGAAAACAUUAAAUUGAACUUAGAAGAUUUAAGUAACAGCUACACCAAGUUCGCUAUGCUAUCACAAAAUGGAAGAGGGAAAAGUUACGUGCUAAACCUGCUGAUGCUCAUGACAGCUGAUAACGAAGAGGAAUAUUCUGCAAGUAACAGGAAUUUAAUAGUGCCUAAUGAUUUUCCAAACAAUACACUGGUGAAAAAUCUAACAGACAGAGAUCUGCAAAAUCUCCCAGUUGUGGUCAACGAGUUUCUUAACAUUCCAGAUAAUACACAAUUCAACAACCAAGACUUUAAAUGCCUUAUGGGGACUAUUUGUGUCCAGCAACAAAAUAUUACGAAUGCUGAGACAGCACUACGUGGUCUUUCAGACAUUGAUGAAUACUUUACCAAGAAGAAAAGACUGAACCUAGAGCCUUAUUUUCUGUCACAGAAAGGCAAUCAAGGAGGACAUGAGUCUACAACAAAGUGUAUUAUUCGUUUGCGAUAUGGGACUCUAUAUGAAAUGAAAGUGGAGUAUUUUUCUAAAUCAGAACUUCAAGAACAACUUUAUGAGCUUGUCAUAACGGAAGAAGGCUCAUCAAGCUACUCAGAUGAAGAAGUAAAUGAGACCGCUCAGGAGUGCCUCACUGAAAGAUUUCAAAUUUUAACAGGCCAUAGCUUUUCUAAGAACAUGAAGGAUAAGUUUAAUUGUCCUAAAGAUAUAACAUUUUCACCUGAAGUUUUAGAAUUUGUUGGAAAAACAGAAUUAUAUUUUGGUCAAGGUAAAAAUCCAACUCAUGAUCGGCUAGCUUUGCAGAAUACUCUGAAAGGUCUGACAAUUCCUCAAGACAGUGCUGCUGAUGCUAAUGAUACAAUUUACAAAAAACGGAUUGCAGCUGUAAAGGAAAUUGUAGUGUAUUUGCCCUGCAAAAUAUUAUAUGGUGGAAAGGAAAUCCUGGAGAUGCCUGGAACAGAUGAUUCUGAUCCAAUUGCUAUGGAUUUUAUUGCUAAUGCUCUAAAUGAGGUAGAUGCUGUGAUUCUACUAACAGAAAAUGGCUUAAAGGUGUGUGAAAAAGAAGUUAAAACAAUGUUCUCUAAAAGUGGCUUUCUCAAAAAUUUCAAGAAACAACCAGACAAGCACACAGUUAUGCUUCUUACAUACCCAGAAAAGAAUACUAAUUGGCAGUAUGCAUCUGGUGAUGAAAAGAAAAUAAAGUUGCUUGAAAGUCAAGGAAAUGAAAAAAGAAAUGUCGAGCUGAUAGCAAUGAGGAAAAUAUUAAAACUGGACACAUUAACUGAAAGCCUUGAAGAAAGGAUCUGUACAUCAUACAUAUUACCAGUCUUGCACACAUCAAUCCUUGCACAGGAACAUAAGCCAGAGUAUGAAGUCAUUUCAAGACACGAAGACACAUUUUUGAAAUAUACAGGAAUACAAGAACUUAUAAUGAAUCUAGAUGAAUUGGUAUUCUCAAGACAAAAAUCCUCCUUUGAAGAGACAAAGCGGGAACUCUUUCAUUUUUACAAAGAAAUAAAUGGUGAAAAUAAAAGUGUAGAAGAUGCAAGAUCUAUAGUACAGACAUUAUAUGUGAAAAGUUGUAGAGACACCAUUGAAUCAGGAAUAAGAAGCCGGUUUGACAUCUUAGAAAAUAAUCUAUUUCGAAAAAUGUACAUCGUGUUAUCUGGAGAUGUAUCUAGCAUGAUAAAGACCGAAUUCGAGGAACUGGUGCCGAAAGCAGUUGAGAGAUGGGAUAAAAUAGAGCCUGCAGUGAGCUCAAUUGGUGUGUUCAGCCCUUAUUUCUGUGGAAAAAACCCGCGGUAUCACAUAUGUCUGUACCAUGUUCUUUUUGAAGAGUUGGAAAACAGCAAAAAUCUAAUUAUAAAAAAAAUCCUAGAUUUGGUACUAAACUUACUUCAGAACUUAAAGAAAAGGGCCAUAAAACAGUACACUGAUGAACUGAACACCAUUUUACAUGAUAUGGGCAGACCUAAAACUGUUACCAUAGACUUUGUCGAAGAAGCCAUUGGAGAUCAGUUGGACGAUGCACUGAAAUGGUAUCGGGGUAAGAAACAACGUCCGUUCAAUGAGAAAACAAUGGAAAAAUUUAUGGAAGACAGCCAAAAGAAAAGCUUGAAAGAUUCCAUUUUGACACCUAAUUUUAAGAAGUGCACCAUGAAAGAAGCAAAAAUAAAGACCAGAGAAAAUAUAGAAAAAUGUAUAAUGGAUGUGGAGGAAAAAUUUAUCAAUCGUGUAAAAAGCCUUCAUUCACAGAGGUUUAAAAGCUUGUCUAACAACCUUCGGAAUCGAAAUGGAACUCCUAAAAUCUGGAAGCAGUUGAUUGAUCACCUGAGAUCAUUAUCUGGAGAAGAGCACAAUUACAGGGGAAACAUCAACAUCUUAAAAAUGAUAGAGGCAAGCUUCAUCUAAAAGGAUGACCUGACUUUUCUGAUCUGAACUGGAAGAAGAA